Podarcis muralis (Common wall lizard) is the source of this 4180-nucleotide messenger RNA. The record is from RefSeq and is a predicted model, not a curated record. NCBI's taxonomy places the organism in Eukaryota, Metazoa, Chordata, Lepidosauria, Squamata, Lacertidae.
UUUCCACAGGGCUACCUCCAGUACUCGGUUUUAUUCUACGGCUACUACGGACAGGCAAGGAAGAUUGGGACAGCAGGCUACCGGCUGCCCCUUGCUUACUUCCUCGUCGGAAUGGCCGUCUUUGCUUACAGCUUCAUCAUCCUCUUAAAGAAGAUGGCUAAAAAUUCAAGAAUGAGCCUAGCAAGCGCUUCUGAUGAAAAUUACACAUUUUGUUGGCGUGUCUUCUGUGCCUGGGAUUAUCUCAUUGGCAACCCUGAGGCUGCAGAGAGCAAAUCAGCUGCCAUAGUUAACAGCAUCAGGGAAGCCAUACUAGAAGAACAGGAAAAGAAGAAAAGCACAAACAUGGCCGUGACCAUAAGCUUAAGGAUCAUCGCCAACAUCCUUGUUCUCCUCUCACUCGCCGGAAGCAUUUACAUCAUUUACUUCGUAGUGGAUCGAUCCCAGAAAUUAGAGCGUACGAAAAAGGAGCUAACACUCUGGGAAAAGAAUGAGGUAAGUGUUGUUGUCUCCCUCAUCACAAUGCUCGCUCCUUCUGCCUUCGAAUUGGUUGCUGCACUGGAGAUGUACCACCCUCGAACAACCCUACGCUUUCAGCUAGCCAGAGUUCUUGUCUUAUAUCUGGGAAAUCUAUACAGUUUGAUCAUUGCACUUCUGGACAAAGUGGACAGCAUGAGCAUCGCUGAAUCUGAAGUUCACAACAAUGGAAGCACCACCACAGUGGUUGCCACCACCACCACCUCAGCUACUAAACUUAUUAGAGAAGACAACUUUUCAACAAUCAUUCCCAGUAUGCAUAUUAUGAGGACCAGCACCUUUCUUCUGGUUGACAACCACACUCAAAGCUACGCUCUACCCAUCAGCAUGGUGACCAACAAGACAGCAUCUUAUGAAUCCAACACUCAAAGCCACCAAGAUCAAUGCUGGGAGACCUAUGUUGGGCAGGAAAUGUUGAAGCUGUCGAUUAUUGACAUGCUCUUCACCGUGGCGAGCAUCCUGUUGAUUGACUUCUUCCGUGGGCUUUUUGUCCGAUACUUAAGUGACUGUUGGUGCUGGGAUCUGGAAAGCAAAUUUCCAGAAUAUGGAGAAUUCAAAAUAGCAGAAAAUGUCCUGCAUUUGGUCUACAAUCAAGGGAUGAUUUGGAUGGGAGCCUUCUUUUCGCCCUGCCUCCCAGCGUUCAACGUUCUCAAGCUGAUAGGGCUCAUGUACCUGCGGAGCUGGGCUGUGCUAACUUGCAAUGUCCCCCAUCAGCAAGUCUUCAGAGCCUCUAGAUCUAAUAACUUCUACCUGGCUAUGCUGCUCUUCAUGCUAUUUUUGUGUAUGCUUCCAACCAUAUUUGCUAUUGCCCGCUAUAAGCCAUCCCUCACCUGUGGGCCGUUUAGCGGACAAGAAAAAAUAUAUGACAUUGUGUCCGAAACCAUUCAAGCUGACUUUCCUGUCUGGUUCCACAAGAUGAUGAUUUAUGUGAGCAGCCCUGUAGUUGUCCUCCCGGCUUUAUUGCUUCUCUUCAUGCUAAUUUAUUAUCUGCAGAGUAUUGCUAGGUCGCUAAAAUUCACUAACAAUCAACUGAGGAUGCAGAUCCAGAAUGAAAGAACUGAAGACAAGAAAAAAGUGGUCCAAAUGGCAGCAGCCAGAAUACAAACUACAGAAGGAAACGACAUAAGGCCGGAGCAGGAGAGUGACAUCAUCAGCCAGGAGUCCUCAGCCCGGUGCUCGACGCCGAGGAAGAACGGCAGUGUGGUGAACUUUGAGUCGCCCAAAGGCAGGAGAAUACAAACCAUCUCCCAGUCCGUAGCGCAGCCUGAAGUAGCCAAGCCAGUCAGCCCACCGCCAGCAAAUGCUCUUCCUGCAGCCCCAGCGCCUAUAGCGGCUCCCUUGCCCGUAGCAUCCCCAGUGCCCAUAGCUCCGACACCCGUCACUCCAACGCCAUCUCUGCCCAGUGUACCGAAGCCGAGAGCGGAACCCAUCGCCAACAGAUACCCAAGUGCUGCCCAUGGAAGUGCAAGCGACCUCUGCAAAGCCAAGGCUUACACCCCUGUGAAGUACAAGAAGCGCCUAGAAGAUGUUCACUCAGAACCUCUGUUCAGGAAGAGCCUCCGACAAGCCAACCCCGAGGCUCGCGGCGCUGGCGGCACCCCUGCUUUUGUGGGCCGCAGGUCUCACACGGCCAGGUACUUCCUUGUCAACGAGCACGAACCCCGGAAAAAGCUCCUCCGCUCCACCACGCGGCUGCCAAGGAAUUUCCGAAUGGACGAGUCGGGGGACAUCGUGGAGCUGUAUCCGAGAAACAUCCGGAGGUACAUGGUUCGGACGCCACACAGGGCCUACUCCCCUCAUUUCAGCGAAGAGGAGGAAGAAGAGGAGCUGAGGAGGGCUCUGGCCAAUAGAUCUCACCGCCCACGGUCACUCUCCGAUCUCCGAGCAGCCCCCCGCUUCUACAUUGGAGAGUGUGCUGACAGCCAGAUCCUUAGUAGCAAGGCGCUGGCGAAGAUGCACUACAAAUCUUGGGAAGAUGGCUUCGGGCUCACGUUUGGCAGGCCCCCUCACGCCCACCGGAAGAUUCACCUGAAGAACAUUGAACUGGACCCACGCUACCCGGAGCAGCACCCGAAGGCAAAAUCCAAACACAAGCCCGAGCCGUCCCCGACGGAGUCUGACUCCAUCUCUGUCGAAUCGAGCAGUGACCAGCCAACUAGCGGCAACGACCAAUACAUCCAAGUCAUCCACAGCAAAGACAAGUACCUGAAACCUGGAGCGACGUUAACCAGGAAGAAAUCCAAGACUGGUGCCGACUUGAACAUGGCCGAGGCUAAUGAACUGAUAUGCUCAAAUGUUUAGUGGGGAAAGACGAGGCUGCCUCAUUCAAGAGCAGAAGUUCCUAAACUUCUUUGGCCUACAACACCACGCCCCGUUCUGAAAAGAAAAUGCAGUGGUACCUCGGUUUUCAAACGUAAUCCGUUCCAGAAGACCGUUUGACUUCUGAAACGUUCAAAAACCGAGGCACAAAGGGCGGCCUCCCAGUUCAAUAGAGAAAAUUGUGGAAAACAACAGAUACAUGCAGCGGAGGCCGUUCGACUUGUGAGGCACAUUAGAAAACAGAAGUAUCUACUUCCGGGUAUUUGGCUUUUGAAAACAGAAACUUUUGGCAAUGGAGAUGUCUGAAAACUGAGGUACCACUGUACUCUGUGUCUCCCCCCCCCCCCCCCCGCCGCAGUAAAGGUUUUUCAAAACUGGACGAAGGGUAGGGUAGGCCACGGGAUUAAAAAUCCAUGGGGUGGACCAGAGUCCGAUCUUCCCCAGGGGUGGUGCCCCAGCCCACCUGCCAUUGGCCAAAUAGGCAGGAAAGCUGAGAUCCACUUUCCGGGCUUGGUGAACCACAGCUUCCUAUCAACCCAACUGGCCAUGCUGGUUGGGGCUGAUAGCAGCUGGGGUCCAGCCAUACCCAGAGUGCCACAUGGUACACAUCCCUGCUUAAAAAUUUUUUUUAAGCAAAUAGGCAAUUGCAUUGUGCUUGGAGCAGAUACCAAUCAGUCCUUAUACUGAGCAAGAUUCUCUAUAUUCAAUCAUUCGUGGCUGAACUGUUACUGUGAAAUGAUAUUGCAGCGGUAGAGAAAGGCAUUUAAAAGCACUCAAAAGAAAUGUACAGAAACCAUUGUGUGAAGCUUAUUCCACCCUCUCAUGAAUCUUGGUGUAGUGUACUCACAAGUAAGCCACAAUGCAUUCAAAAGGACAUAUUACUAGGUUAAGUGUGUAUAAGAACAACAUGAAGGAUUGCAUUCUGCAUCAUUGCCAGAAGGUGGCGCUGCUGAGUUGCUCUCUGUUAUGCUUGGGUACCACCUAUGGCUGGAGGAUGGUACUACAUCUUCCAGUUCAGCAGUUGCCACGUGACACAGGUAGCCCAAUAGGGUUCCACCUGGCUGUAUAAAAUCACUCGGAUUGGCUCCUCCUUGCUCCGAGUUUUUAUGACAACCACUUUCAGAUUGCAAACCUGCUUAGCACCUCAUUGCCUGUUCUGCCUCCAGAUCAACAGUGCACUUUCUAACUCUGUACAAUACAGUGCUCAUCACUGGCAUUAAAUAAAAUAUUAAAAGCAGUAGUUGAAUAUAGUUUGAAAACUCACGUCUGGUCAACUCCCUUCUUAACAUCAGUGUUUAGUAUCUGCUUUGCUUCAGUUUUGCACGGU